UUCCAAACAACAUAAACCAUCAAACAUUAGUUUCUUUUUGUUUCUCUUUUGGUCAUCACUUCCUCAAUUUAUAUAUCAUUCUUAUCAAGAAAGAACAAAAUGGAGAAGAAGUUUAGCCUAGUGCUAAUUCUCCCUCUUCUGAUAAUGAUUCUUCUUGUCGGAACCCAUGCAAAAAAUAUAACAGAGACUCCAGCAUCUCAGCCUCAACCUCCUAAAACUUCACCAGUGAAUGGUACCACUCCUGGUAGUCUCCACCCUCAAGAAUGUUUACCAAAGUGCACAUAUAGAUGCUCAAAGACACAAUACAGGAAGCCAUGCAUGUUCUUCUGUCAAAAAUGUUGUGUAAAGUGUCUUUGUGUUCCUCCCGGGACUUAUGGGAACAAGCAAUUCUGCCCUUGUUACAAUAAUUGGAAGACUAAGAGAGGAGGACCAAAAUGCCCCUAAAUUCAUCGGCACUGACAAUAUAAAGAACUUUUAUAGUAUCACUGUAAUUUAAUUUGUUGUAAGACGUUACGUUGUUUGUCUUAUUUUCAAAUUACUAGUUCCACUUGUUAUAGAUAAUCUCCUGUAAUUAUAUUUUAAGUGACUAAAUAAUGUAAAAUUCUUUCACUUUAUCA
Lycium ferocissimum is the source of this 617-nucleotide messenger RNA. Its product is annotated as protein GAST1-like. The record is from RefSeq and is a predicted model, not a curated record. The coding region runs from base 100 to 444 and encodes 114 amino acids. The transcript is spliced from 4 exons. NCBI's taxonomy places the organism in Eukaryota, Viridiplantae, Streptophyta, Magnoliopsida, Solanales, Solanaceae.